AUAAGGAUCACCGUCAGUAUAUAAGAAGACAAAUUCGUUCGCUCGUGACAAAAGGUGUCGGACUGCUCAAGUGAAUCAAUUAAAAGAAGUGUUCAAAAAUUUCCAGAAAAAAAUUAGUACAUCAUGGCGCUAGGCCGCAAAAUCAUCCUUUUCGUUCUCAUCACUGCGCACUUGGCAAAAACGGAAUAUGAUUUCAAGAAUGAUUUUGAAAAGCCCGAAGAAGUUCAGAAAACGAGAAAGCCAUUCACUGUGAAUCCGCCUACCGGACGUGAUUCAGUUACACCCAAUCUUAUAUAUCCUACGAUUAAUUCUCCUAUAUAUCCUACGAAUACUAUAAGAUAUCCACCCGACUAUUCCGACCUUUCAUUUAGAUUUUCUGACGUCGGCCUUCAAAGAAUCGGUCGGAAUUUCAUUAAAAGCAGUAGCAUUAUCAGCCUCAGUCUGGACAAUAAUAACAUAAGCAAUAUUUCGCCGUUUGCCUUCCGCAGUAUGCAAAAUCUACGGCAUUUGAAUUUGUCCGGAAACAGAAUUCCGAUGGCGAAGCUGCUAUUGUUGAACGGAAAUAACAAUUUGCAGACUCUGAUCAUUAAUAACAAUAACGGUACUUUCGAGUGCAAUGAUUAUUCCGAAAAUACUUCAGAUAAUACAGAAAAAAUCCUGAAGGAUUACGAAAUCUUCCCGAGUCUGGAGCAUCUGCAUCUGUGUAACAAUCAACUGCGAAAUAUUGAUGUGCCUUUUUAUAUAGCCAUGCCUAUUCUAACCCAUUUGCAUUUGAGCAAUAAUAGUCUCAGUUCUAGCAGUGCUAUCUUCGAUAAUAUUCCGGCGUCGUUGACUCAUCUUAAAUUGAACAAAAAUCUAAUCGAUCGUGUCGCGAAGGACAAACUCAGGUAUCUGAAGGAGCUCGAUAUGAGUGAUAACAAGAUCACUCAAGUAUGCUUCGAGGAGUGUCAACAUAACUCCAUAUCCCUGAGAGGUGCUUUCAGAAUGGAAAGUCUGUUUUUAUCGAGAAAUCAGAUUUCAGAAGUAUCGUCCGAUGCCUUCAAUGAUAUGGAGCACUUGCUAAACCUGGAUCUGUCGGGCAAUGAGAUCGCCGAUUUGCCCAAGGAUACUUUUAACAAUACUAUCUGGAUAAUUAAUCUCUCUCUGGAUCAUAACAUUCUCUCCACGAUACCGAACGUUUGUUCGCUGCUGAAUCUGAAGAAUCUAAAUUUAACCGCGAACCGUAUCAAUGCGAUUCCUUCCGACACGUUUUGCCACUUGCAAAGACUGGAACAUUUGUAUUUGUCGAACAACAUGAUAACAACCAUCGAGACUCGUGCCUUCAAUCUCCAAAGUCUAAGGUAUUUGGACCUUUCCGGAAAUCAACUCAGGCAACUUCCGGCGCAAUGGAUAUUCCCGUGGCAGAUUCAGGAGUUGCAUUUCGAACGAAAUUACUUUACCGAGCUGAACAACUUAUCGUUAACAAACAUCAAAUCGCUAAGGAACAUUUACCUUGACGAAAAUCCUAUGCCAAAAUUAAAAGCGGAAUCUUUCCAAUCGCUUCCGGGAUAUACAACAUUGCAUUUGAAGAAUAUACGCGUCAAUGAGACGCAGAUUAAAUGCGCACAGGAUAAUGACGAUGACGAUAAUGAUAAUGAUGACGAUAAUAAUAAUGACUAUAUAGAUUAAUCACGAAAAAUACGAAGUGAUUAAUUAAAAAUUUUGUUUUUGAUACUUUAAAGCAAAACAUGUUCUUUUUGAUAUAAUCAUUAGUUUUGCAUUUUUGUUUCUUUUUUAGAUUUUGUUUUUAAGCAAUUUUCAUACGUUAAAUAAGAAAGACUAGAAUAAUAAUAUACAUUUUUUUUCGGUUAAAAUAUUGACGAAAAUACAUUUUCUUGGAGUAUUAAUUUUUGACUUCAAUUAAAAUGUUCUUAAAAACAUAUUUUAUAGAAAAUUAAAAAAUUAAAAUUUAUUAUUUUGAUUCGGAUAAAAUUAAAAUAUUUUGGAAAAAGCCAAAAAAAUAUUUUUACUAAUUAAAAACACACAUCGAUAUCUUAUACAUAAUAUCUAUUUUUAGAUUAUUAUUUUUAUUGAAAAAACUUAUAAAAAUACUUAACGCAAUAUAUGUUAAAUAAGAAAUAAUAUUAUAAUUAUACUAUUUCAGUUCCAUUACGAUAUAUUUCAAAACUCACCUUUCAUUAUAUGUAACUUUAUUCAGCAAAUAAUUUUACGAUAUAAAUAAGUACUUAAAUUUUCAAUGAAUUCACCAGAAAUUGUUAAAUUUUACAAAUAAAAAUUAGCUAUUAUAAUCAUCAUUAUCGCUUCGUAGUGCUUAAAUACUUAAGAAACUAUGCUGAAGUGCAGAGUAUUUCAAUUUAUUAUAAGUAGUACAAGAGUAGUAUUUUAGAAAAGUAUUUUAUGCUAAUAUUUUAUUACAUGUAUAAUCAUUUAAUAUAAACAUUAUUAAUAUUUUUU
Molecule: messenger RNA, 2454 nt
Organism: Cataglyphis hispanica
Lineage: Eukaryota; Metazoa; Arthropoda; Insecta; Hymenoptera; Formicidae
Product: insulin-like growth factor-binding protein complex acid labile subunit
Exons: 3
Coding region: 124-1668 (514 amino acids)
Molecular function (GO): protein binding
Source: RefSeq, a predicted model, not a curated record